CUGCUUAAGCCGGUGAGAAGGAUAAGUUGCACUUUAUAUAUUCUAUCAUGAAGAAACACAAUUAAAUCGAACAUGCUUUUUUCACCUUUUUCAUUUUUGAUUGAGGUAUCUUUUUUUCGAUUUUUAUAAAUGUUUGAUGUACAAUGAUUUUUAAUAUUUAUAAAUGAGAUAGUUUGACGACAUUGGAAAAUGUUAUGUAAACAAACAUACUCUGACUAUCAAAUAAGUCAUAAAUUUAAGUAAAGUAAACAUAGCAACAAAGAUUGCCAGGUGAUAAGAGCUUUUAAGUUAUGAAGAAGUAUAUUUAAACAAUGAGAAUGAGAAUAAUAAAACCAUAAAAGAUAUGUAAUAAAAAAUAAGACUUGUUAAUAAGGAGAAGAUAUGUCCAUGCAGUGAUAAUAAAUUAUGAAGCUCCAAAAAUAAAUGCGGAAUUUGUAGGUGAUGAAAUAUAAAUAAUAAUAUUAUAAUAAGUUAUAUAUAUGUAUUGUCUUAGGAGACGAAAGAUUUUCAUUCUAAAAUUUGAGGAGAUAAAAACAGUAUUAUAAAAAAGGAAUAUUUGUUAACAAGAAUCAAAGGUUCGUAGUGUUAACAGCGUAAGAAGCAGAGAAACAACAUAUUGUGAAUAAACUUGGUGAAGAGGAUAGCAAAGGUACCAUUAUCAUGGGCGAUACGGAUUCCAGUGGAUAUAUAUCAGUUAAAGGAAACCGCCCUGUUAGCUCAAGAACAUUUGCGUCUGAAACUGAUGUCGAGAUCCACCCUAAUGUCAUACGUGACGAGUAUAAAAACCUGCGGGAAGUCAGUGAAGCAAUCGGGACGCAAGGCAUAGAAUCAUGUCACAUGAUAUUUGGGAUUGACUACUCUAUUAGCAACAACAGAACGGGGGAAAAGACGUUCGGUGGCAAAAGUUUGCAUUCAAUAGAAGAGAGUGGUCUUAACCCAUACCAAAAGGUGAUUUGCGUUUUUGGUGAAACUCUAGAACCGUUCAAUCAAGGAGAAAACAUUCCUGUGUUUGGUUUUGGAGACUUUAAAUGCAAAGACAAGUCUAUAUUUGAACUAAAACCAGGGGAGAAAUUACAAACAGCUAGCGAUGUAUUAGCUGCUUACAAAGAGGUCACACCGAUGGUUAAACUUGCGGGCCCAACACAGUUAGCCCCGUUGAUAUAUCGAGCUAUCGAUGUAGUCAAGGAAACAAAGAAGUACCAUAUCCUCAUUAUUGCUACCGACGGACAAAUUCCAGAUAAGGAACCGACAGCGAAGGCAGUCAUUGAGGCUUCCGAUUACCCACUUUCCAUCAUCGUUGUUGGCGUCGGCGAUAGACCAUGGGACACUAUGAAACAGUUUGACGAUGAACUCCCUAACAGAAAGUUUGAUAACUUUCAGUUUGUAAACUUCCACGAAGUAAUGAAUAAUCGAGCAGAUCCGGAGGCUGCUUUUGCGCUUCAUGCUUUAAUGGAAAUACCAAAGCAAUAUCAAUAUCUGAAAGAGCAAGAUCUGAUUCAUUGAGCUGUUGUGAUUGUUUAUAGACAAUGUUUAUUAUGUUCUAUAAAUUGAAUAUGUUGACGGCGAUAUAUUUAAUAGACUAUAAAGUAGUGUAAACUUUAGGGAUUAACAUACAAAGAGCAAUGUUGUUGUACCUUAAUAUUAUACUAAUUCUAAAGGAAAUUUCCACCGGAACCAAUACUUCUAUUAUUCUAUGUAUAAUGUAAGUAUCAAUUCUAAAAGUAUUUAUGUAUUCUUUUUUGGAGUAUGCUACUUCUUCCAUUUUGUCAAGUAGUAACUUGAAGUUUUAUUAAUUUUCAUAUUAUCAUUUUGAUUGUAUAUAUACUGGUUUCCUAGCAGUUUUCCGGCCCUUUAUAAUUUUCGUCCAGUUCGGUCUAUUUUUACCAGUAGGGCAUCUAUGGGACUUCAUUAAGUCAGAGAGACAUUUUCUAUGCAUCACAUCACCUAAAAUAAUACAGCGAUUUAUAUGUUUUGAAGCUUUGUCUGUUGUUAAAAGUUACCUUAGAGAACAUGCGAAAUUUAAAAAUAAACACCACCUGGGGAAUUCUGGUUUAAUGGUCCUGCGCAAUAACCGAUACCCAAUUCCAUGUAAUCAAUACUUUUGAACAAUAUAUUUGCAAACGACGUGGAAAAGGUUGGGAAGUUCUAUUUCUUUGAUAAAAUCAUCUUAACAUUUCUUACUGGUACUGAAUUAUAAAAAGGAUCCGUAAAACUGCUAUGAGAUUUUGAAUAAACGUGAAAAAAGGUGUUCAGGCCUAUAUUCCAAUUACAAAGUAAAGUAAAAUAGCAACAUUGAAAACAUGGUUAUGCUGGACAGGUACCUAACUUUGAUCUGUCAAAGUUUUGUUCUCGUCCGUAGACAGUUUUUAUUUUAUUUGUUACAAAGUGCGAUUUGGUGCCGGAAACUGCUAGGAAACCAGUAUAGUAUUUUUAGACAUUUUGUUAUCACGAAUGUACUUUCAUUCUAUAUGUUUUUGUUUAAGUAUGCAGUUAUGAUGAACAUAGUAUAGAUCUGAUUCUAUAUGAAACAAAGCAACACAAUUAAAAUUUCUGAGUAUUGGUAUGAAAACGAUUUCUUAACAUUUCAUUGUAAUGGCUAUACAUGAAUAUAUGUAUUUAGAAAAUGUGUCUGUUUUUAUCUUUUUAAGUUUUAAUGCUAUGAAAAAUC
This is a messenger RNA of Ruditapes philippinarum (Manila clam), 2668 nucleotides long. RefSeq lists its product as uncharacterized. The transcript is spliced from 6 exons. The record is from RefSeq and is a predicted model, not a curated record. Lineage: Eukaryota; Metazoa; Mollusca; Bivalvia; Venerida; Veneridae. The coding region runs from base 661 to 1503 and encodes 280 amino acids.